Molecule: messenger RNA, 396 nt
Organism: Anisakis simplex (herring worm)
Lineage: Eukaryota; Metazoa; Nematoda; Chromadorea; Rhabditida; Anisakidae
Source: the annotation of a GenBank genome assembly
AUGAUUUUUAAACAUUUUCAGUUAACCAAACAAAAACUUCUCAUCAAAACAUAUUUCUUCCCGCUUGGUCAAGACAAAGUCGUUGAAGUAGCGUCAAUCAAGCAUAUUUACUAUAAAAGGCAGAAACUGUGCGAGGAUUGUUUCCGUGCCAAGGACUGGGGAAUGACUCUGUCGCCAAUUUGGUGGGCUUGUGAUAUUGGACGGGGAUUGCACGGAGGUAACAAGAACUACUACAAUGUGGUUAUCGAUACAGGAGAGAGUACUAAGAAAGGAUUCUCAGUGGAGAAUAUCGACGAUUUUCUCUAUCACCUGCGACCACUUCUUCAAACGAAUGCAGUCUGCGCGAAUUGGAUUCCAUCGUUCUGUGAUGGAAACGUCAAAAUGAAAGCUCAAUAA